Molecule: messenger RNA, 702 nt
Organism: Cinara cedri
Lineage: Eukaryota; Metazoa; Arthropoda; Insecta; Hemiptera; Aphididae
Source: the annotation of a GenBank genome assembly
CCGCCAUCGGCAUUAUUUUGUGUUGUUAUUUAACAUUUAAUAUUUUGUUAAUAAUUUUAGUUGAGUAACAUAUUUUUCAAAUCCAUUUUAAUUAAUUUGUUAAUUUAUAACCAUACACUCAUCUUAUUCUAUAUAGUUUUACUACGUGUACGUAAAAAUUAUUUGUUUAACACAUUCAAUAUUCUUGUUCGAAUUAUUUUAUUCUACUAAAGUACUGUAAUACAUAGUCAUUAUUAUUUUUUUAGAAUAACUUUCUCUAAAAUGAGUCGCAAAGAAGCAUUAACACAAUUUAUACAACAAAUUCAUGGUCGUCCAGUAGUAGUAAAAUUAAAUAGCGGAGUUGAUUACAGAGGUAUUUAUUAAUUUAUAACAAAUAAUUAAAUGUUCAAGAUUUAUAGUUUAAACAUAUUUCAUAUUAUGAAAACAGUUUUAAGCUUUAUCAUUCUUUAUAAAAAUAUAAUUUAUUAGGUGUCAUGGCAUGUAUAGAUGGUUACAUGAAUAUUGCUCUUGAACAAACUGAAGAAUACAUUAAUGGGGAACUUAAAAACAAAUUUGGAGACUCCUUUAUUCGUGGUAAUAAUGUAUUAUAUAUUAGUACACAAAAAAGAAAAGGAGUGUAAGAUUUUAUAAAUAAUGUAAUAUAAUUAUUAUUAUUAAUAAUAUAAUAUUCCUAUACUUGUGAAAAAAAAUCAUUUAUAUAUU